This is a messenger RNA of Odobenus rosmarus divergens (Pacific walrus), 531 nucleotides long. RefSeq names its product PYD and CARD domain containing. The record is from RefSeq and is a predicted model, not a curated record. The transcript is spliced from 2 exons. The coding region runs from base 1 to 531 and encodes 176 amino acids. Gene Ontology annotation, biological process: regulation of apoptotic process; innate immune response; inflammatory response. Lineage: Eukaryota; Metazoa; Chordata; Mammalia; Carnivora; Odobenidae.
AUGGGGCGCACUCGCGACGCCAUCCUGGACGCGCUGGAGAACCUGACUGCGGACGAGUUCAAGAAGUUCAAGCUGAAGCUACUUUCAGUGCCGCUGCGCGAAGGCUAUGGGCGCAUCCCGCGGGGGACACUGAUGUCCAUGGACGCCAUGGACCUCACAGACAAGCUCGUCUCUUUCUAUCUGGAAGAGUACAGCGCAGAGCUCACCGCGGUCGUGCUGCGUGAGAUUGGCAUGCAGGAGACAGCGGAGCAGCUGCAGGAGAUGACACGCAAAGCAUUGCACUUUGUGGACCAGCACCGGGCAGCCCUCAUCACACGUGUCACAGACGUGGAUGGGGUGCUGGACGCCCUGUACGGUAAGGUCCUGUCAGAGGAGCAGUAUGGGGCAGUGCGGGCAGAGUCCACCAACCCAAUGAAGAUGAGGAAGCUCCUCAGCUUUGCUCCAGCCUGGGACAAGACUUGCAAAGAUCUGCUCCUUCAGGCCCUGAAGAACACCCACCCCUACCUGGUGGUCGACCUGGAGAAAAGCUGA